Messenger RNA from Kwoniella shivajii, 675 nucleotides. RefSeq lists its product as uncharacterized. The record is from RefSeq and is a predicted model, not a curated record. Bases 1 to 675 code for a protein of 224 amino acids. Lineage: Eukaryota; Fungi; Basidiomycota; Tremellomycetes; Tremellales; Cryptococcaceae. The transcript has 4 exons.
AUGUACAUCACUGCCUUCAAGUAUCACGACAAAUAUUACGAUAGACUGAUUGUUAGUCGAGCUUGGGUGAUCGGUUGCAACGGCCUGUUCUUCUAUAGAUCACUUUACAUUGCUAUCAAAGCAAAGAUCAAGAUUGAUCCUUCGUUGAGAUCGCAAGUUACUCAAGUCCUAUAUCAUUUAAGAGAGUGGGUCGGCCUCUUUGCUGAACUGAAUAUUGCGGUCACAAUCCUACACCGAUGUGCAAUCCAGUCCAAACUACCACCCAAUUGGAAAUCUACAGGUUAUUACGACAUUCAUGACAUGGUCUCUGCUCAAAGACGGAUUGAGCUGGAAACGCCAUACGAUCAAAUGACACCUUUAUUCCUCUUAGCCACUGAGAGGUUGAUCAAGCUUGACGAAAGAGGUUAUGGUAAUGAACAUAUACAGUUAGCUUGGAGGUUGGGUGGUUUUCAUACACCUUAUUCCCUUCCAGCAAAACUUCACGAGCUGGGUAGAUCGACCAGUGGCCUGUUCCCAAUCACAUGUCCUCCGUCAAACCAACCAACACGUGAUGAGAAGGGACGACGUGAGAAUUGGUUGCAAAUGGCAGUACGUGAAGCCAAAAAGAACCUAGCAUCAACAAUCAAUGGGAAAUCUGUAAGCUUUUUACCAGCGAUACAGAAAUUGCUGACAUAG